AUGUCAAAAAGGAACAUCGCCUAUGUGAAGCCCGCCGAACCGAGUUUUUUACGUAAAUUGAAGGAGCAGGCUGGUUACGUCGAGGGACCCACUGUUGACACGAAACGGGAAGACUUGGGACCGGUCAGGGACGAGGAUUUGGAAGACGGCGCGGACGAACUGCCCACCGUCGUCGUGCUGAACGAGGGCGAUUUGACCGCCGAACAGGCCGCCCAGGAGAAGAUCAGACAGGAGAAAGAGGCUGAAGAAAAACCGGCAGACCUGAAUUGUCCGAUAGUUUUCAAAGCCCCAAAGAAAAAACAAACCGACCCGAACCAACCCUCGAAGAGGCCAUCCGACUCCGGCGACAAGAAGUCCAAGAAGCAGAAGAAGAACACCAAACUCCUGUCGUUUGAUGCCGACGAGGAGGACCAGUAA
Messenger RNA from Aethina tumida (small hive beetle), 417 nucleotides. RefSeq lists its product as uncharacterized. The record is from RefSeq and is a predicted model, not a curated record. Lineage: Eukaryota; Metazoa; Arthropoda; Insecta; Coleoptera; Nitidulidae. The coding region runs from base 1 to 417 and encodes 138 amino acids. The transcript is spliced from 3 exons.